AUUGAAGGAGAGACCGUUGUCCUUACCGUAAAAUCUUUUCAGCAUUCUUACCAAUAAAAUCAACAGCUUUUAGGAGAUUGCUCUUUUGUCUUUAAUCUCGUGCCGGUGAAAUCAUUUGCAUAGUUGUUUCGUUCUUUCUGUGCAGUGCAUUGAGGGCAGUUAUUAUAGUCUUUGGAGGCUGUUGAUGCGCAAUUCACACUAGUAGAAAUUGAAAUCGACGCAUACCACACCAUUUCAAGAUUUCUAUUCUACCGUUAGUUGAACGAGAUCGUCUGUUAUUGCGGCUUCAGUCGUAAGCAUGGGGAAUUCGGAAGAAGCAACAACUGGAGAGGUGAAUGAAGGCUACGUGCCGACGGAAGAAAAAGUUAAUGGGGAUGAGCCUCCACCUUAUUCAUCAGAUAUGAAAGAAAAUGAAACAUCUGUGCCGGUGGAUGUCGAAACGAGAAAUAAUAACCCCAAUUUUCAGAAUGAGAACGAUGGAAUGCGAAGCAUUGGUUCAAUGUCGCCAUUUGAAAUCCAACAGGAAAAAAUGCGGAUUUGGAAGAAUGUCGCUGUAAUCAGUCUGUCCUUCAUGUGUCUCUUUACAGCAUUUAAUUCAGUGGGCAACCUUCAGAGUUCCAUCAACGCGGAUGCCGGUUUGGGUACGACAGCCUCAGCCACCAUUUACGUCGCUUUGAUUGUAUCUUGCAUGUUUGUCCCUACUUGGCUAAUCAAGACAAUCAAGUGCAAAUGGACCAUGGUCUUCUGUGAACUAUGCUACUCAGUUUACAUCAUCGCCCAAUUCUGGCCAUCUUUUGGAACGCUCAUUCCUGCCGCCAUUAUCCUUGGGAUUGGAGCCGCACCUAUGUGGUCGGCCAAAUGCACUUACCUAACCCAGGUUGGGAAUCGGUAUGCGGCUUUAAUAGGGGACAAAUCGGCCGAACCCAGUAUAACCCGAUUCUUCGGGGUUUUCUUUAUGGUCUUUCAAACGUCACAAAUUUGGGGAAAUCUUAUCAGCUCGCUUGUGUUGUCAAUGGACAAAGCCAAUGAGACGAUCGUAGAGGACGAAAUUUUAGAGUUCUGCGGCGCCAAUUUCUGCAAUGGCCGAAACCUUACCAGCAUAACAGGAAAUGGAAGCGUUCCUUCACCCCUGGAACGACCUGACGAAGAUAAAAUUCAAAUGUUGACGGGCAUCCUUCUCGGUUUCGCUUUACUUGCUUCAUUAAUUAUGGCUCUUUUGGUCGACCCUCUUUCCAGAUUUGGAGAAGAAGAGCGUCAAGGAAGUAGUACUGGAAAAACUGGAGUCGAAUUGCUUCUCGCCACCUUUCAGCAUAUGAAAAAUCCAUACCAAUUACUGAUUAUUCCGUUGACUCUUUGGUCAGGUUUCGAACAAGCAUUCCUUACAGCCGAGUUCACCGCGGCCUACAUAUCGUGCUCAUGGGGAGUGCAGCAUGUCGGAUUCGUACUGAUCUGUUACGGUGUGGCUGACGCCCUGGGAUCCAUCACUUGCGGCUCGAUAGUCAAAAUAGUGGGGCGAAUGCCGAUCUUCAUUUUUGGUGCAUUGCUCAAUGCGGGAUUAAUCAUAGCCCUCUUUUUGUGGCAACCAGAUCCUUCUAAACCUGUAAUAUAUUUCGUCAUCGCAUUUUUCUGGGGCCUGGCAGAUUCCAUCUGGCAAACACAAAUCAACUCUUUCUACGGCGUCAUCUUUGCUGGAUCAGAAGAAGCAGCAUUUAGCAACUAUCGACUUUGGGAGAGUUUGGGCUUCGCAAUCGCAUUCGCUUACAGCUAUGCGUUGUGUGCUAACGCUAAACUUUGGGUACUUGUUGGAAUCCUCAUAGCCGGAAUGACUGGCUACUUUAUAAUUGAAAUUAUAGAGAGCAAAAAGUUCAAAAAGACAAGAAAAGAAUAACCCUUAGCACAGACAAGUUGCGAUUUUUAUGAACCCUAAUAAUUCAACAGAAACUGGUUGAUAUGCUACAAAAAUAUGUAUUAUGUAAAUUAUCUUACCGUGCGACAAACCAGAAAGAACUGUAAAAAUCUACUUUUUUUUCUAAAAAUAAGAAAAUAUGUAAUGGUUAUUCAUUCACGGGCCAGUUGGCAACACAAACAUGUUUCUAAAAAUGACUGCUUUUUCCUACUAUUGUUAGACAGCAUAAUGACAUCGUUUUGCACGCAAUAAAAUGUAUUAUACUUA
This is a messenger RNA of Daphnia magna, 2173 nucleotides long. RefSeq names its product UNC93-like protein. The record is from RefSeq and is a predicted model, not a curated record. Bases 299 to 1888 code for a protein of 529 amino acids. Gene Ontology annotation, molecular function: potassium channel regulator activity. Gene Ontology annotation, biological process: regulation of muscle contraction; regulation of potassium ion transport. Gene Ontology annotation, cellular component: striated muscle dense body; plasma membrane. NCBI's taxonomy places the organism in Eukaryota, Metazoa, Arthropoda, Branchiopoda, Diplostraca, Daphniidae. The transcript has 10 exons.